Acanthopagrus latus (yellowfin seabream) is the source of this 3562-nucleotide messenger RNA. It is a transcript of the gene ankrd33ba, whose product is annotated as ankyrin repeat domain 33ba. Gene Ontology annotation, molecular function: protein binding. The record is from RefSeq and is a predicted model, not a curated record. Lineage: Eukaryota; Metazoa; Chordata; Actinopteri; Spariformes; Sparidae. The transcript has 6 exons. The coding region runs from base 981 to 2582 and encodes 533 amino acids.
CAUCACAGGCUGGCACUUCAGUUUUUUUUUUCACAGCUUGAGUUUUCAUGAACCAUAAAUACAUAACAUAUAGGGGAUUCUUUUUUUUCUUUUUUUUUUUUCCUAAAAGGAGAAUCAAACCAUCUGUCAAACAUGGUGUCAUGAUACAGGGGUUCACAGGAGUGAGCCUUUUGCAGUUUGCCUCGUUAACACCGUGCUUAACAGCUAGUUAAUGGCUACAGGGAGGAAGACAAUUAAUUCUAAUUGUUUCAUUUCAAAAUUAACUCAAAGAACAUAUAUGAUUCAGAGAAAAAAAAUGUGAGUUUCGGUUUUACUCUCUGAUACUUUGGGAACUGAGAGACACACUUUAAACAGAAGUGAAACACCAACAUGUUUCCAUGAAUAUUCUAGCAAUAUUAAUGUGACACCACCAGCAGAGAGUUUGGAUUAAUAUCCAGUCAGUAGACAGACUGAGAGAGAGAGAGAGAGAGAGAGAGAGAGAGAGAGAGAGAGAGGUCCCAACAUGUAAGCGGAUUAAGCGACUAUAGGUUAACAGGCUGCUGUCUCUCUCCGCCUCAGCUUUCACGGGACGGUCGUGCGCGCAGCAGUUUUAGUUUCUGACUUAGCUUCCACUUUCGGGCACAACCUGCUGGUAUUUCCCCUCCAUGUGCUCUCAAACCGCGAAAGUCGAGCAACAACGUGGUUUCGUUUUUUUAAGUGCGCUUCGUGGGGCGCUCACGGCCCGGGCGGGCGCGCCGUCAUUUACUCUCAGAGGAUGAUUGAUGGGUAACUGCAUGCGCGACACGCUGAACUACUGAAGCGGGCACGGCGGGUCAAGUUUGUAGGCUCUCCUGGGUGAUGUAAGUGGCUUCUUUUUUCUCUCUCUCUCCUUUUUUUUUGGUACGGCAGUUUGUUUAGUACAGACAGCCAGUCCCAUGCCCGCGCCCCGCGUGCCAAGCUGCACUCUGCCCCGAGGACAGUGCCCUAGGCUCGGGGGCUAGAUGGUGCUUAUCACGGACGACAGGGAUGGAGGAGGCGCAUCGUCCGUCCGGGUCAGGCAGCUCCAGCAGCAGCAAAAAGUCGGGGGGAACUUCACCCAAGUCCACCCGACCAUAGCCGAGGAGCCCCCGUCCAACUCUGACGAGGACUACCUGGGCUCGUGCGACGAGGACAAGGAAGACGACGAGGGAGAGGAGGAAGACGAUGAUGAGUUCGAAGAAGUUGACUUCGAGGACUUGGAGGACUGUCGGAGCAUCGUGUCGGACGACUCCUUCUACCCGCCGGAUGAUGUGUUUGCGGACUCGGAGCGCACCCCGUCUCCGGUCAGCCCGGAGCCGCUGUCUCUGUUCCAGGCGUGCUGCACCAACAACGCGGCUAUCGUCCGGAUCAUGAUACGGCAUGGAGUGACGGAGGAGGAGGUGAAGGAGAAGGACAGGAAUAACAGGAUAGGGCUGUUGGUCGCCUGUUAUCAAGGCUACGUGGACGUCGUCAUAGCGCUCGCUCAGUGUCCGUAUCUGGAUGUCAACUGGCAGGACAGCGAGGGGAACACAGCGCUCAUCACCGCCGCCCAAGCAGGCCACAUAACAAUCACCAACUACCUGCUCAACUACUACUCUGGCUUGGACAUCGAGAGGAGGAACUGCCACGGCUUCACCGCGCUGAUGAAGGCUGCCAUGCAGGGGAGGCUGGAGUGUGUGCGCUCGCUCAUGAUGGCAGGUGCUGCCCUGAAUGCCAAAGACUUCGGCCGCAACUUCACAGCAAGAGAGUGGGCCUUAUUUACUGGCCGUUAUGAAACUGCCUGGCUGAUGACACGGCUGAUGGAGCGGCCGUGCCCCCACCAGUACUGUGACACAUUCAGUCUAGAGUGGCCCCCACUUGCGUCACUGGUAGCCAAAGCCCAGGAGCCCCGCGGCUGUCUGAAGCGCCUGUCGGACACUGUGCGGCAAGUCUUCAACAUCGCCAACGUCACCAACCCUGAGGACGAAGGUGUCGUUGACCACAUGGUUUCUGUUACAACUGCCAUGAGGAGCCCUUUCAUCGCUGUGGCGUGCCAUUCAGUCUGUCCCGACAGCCCCCCAAGUGUAGGGAAACGGCGAUAUGCAGUUCCUGAGAUUGUCCGCCAGCAGCGCGCCAAAGAGCUCCGCUCUGUCAACCCGGACAGAGUGGACAGCCACCUCAAACUCUUUGAAAACUCCCGGGUCACAAUGGUGGCAAAGAACUCACAAGACCGCAGGGCCAGCCUUCAGGCCCAGAGCCUGGUGCCUCGACACAGGAGCUCCAGCCUGAGCAUAGUGGCUUAUAACGAAGCCCUGGAGCUGCGGAGAACCAGCCUGCUGCCCAUGCACAUGGUGCUGAGGAGGAGCAGCGUCCGGCCGGGGUUCAGCAUCCCCAAAGUGAGGGUGACCAAGGCGCCCGCGUCCACUUACGAACCAGACAAGGUCAGGAGGAAAAGCAGCGCCAAAGAUGGAGGAGGGCACCUGCUGCAGAUCCCGAAGUGGAGGUACAAGGAGCUGAAGGAAGAACGGAGGAAAGCCGAGGAGGCUGAGAGGAGGAGGCUGGAGGCCGUGACCAAGAGACACCUCGCUGCUGGGAAAAGGAAAUAAUAUCAUUGCCUCGGAGGAUGCCACGUACACUACCCCAAAGACUAAAUCUGGACAGACCAUUAAGUUUGACCCAUUUUUAGCUUUAAUGUUUUUUUUUUGUUUGUUUGUUUUUUACAAUUUAUGAGCUCAGGGUGAGCCUCAAAUUACCAGCAGUGUUCCUCAAAAGGGACUUAAGAUUGCUUUUGUCUGCUCAGGUUGGUGAGGUGGUCGCUGGUUGGCCUCUGAAAAAAUGGCUGCCAGACAUGUGAUAAAGAGUGUCAAACAGUGAAUACCCAGGGGAUUUGAUACUUGAAAUGUUUGUAGCUAACUUAUUUUUUUUCUUUUAUAUUUAUUGCUUUUUGAUGGACGGCCAAGUCUAUAUUUUGUUACAUACGCUUUGGGUGCUCAGUACAGCACUGUUUCUGUAGAGCGUGACACUGUGUUAGAACAGGAGACGUUUGUUAACACACAUUCUUUCAGCCUGUAAGCACAGCAAAGAUGUGUUCCUCUUACUGCCUAAGAAUGGAAGCAAUUUAUUAAAGAUGUUAUGGAUUAAUGUCUUUAUACUAAUUCAGUGGAGAAUACUAAUGGGCCUGUCAUAUUGACUGAGAAAGUUAAACAAAAGCUUGCAUAGAAUCUAACGGCUCUUAGAUGCUUUUUGUUUCGCUUUAUAAUGACGAACCCAUGAAUGUAUUUUGCAUAUAUGUUUUAUAUUAGAGAUUUGAAUGCUUUUUGAUGACAUACCUUUAAUUUUUUAUUCACCGUGGACUUGUUCCUGUGUUUCCUAGUCUUAAUGUUUCGAGAGCAAGACUGAAAUGUAGAGCACUAUCGCGAUGUAACGCAUCUCACCACGUAGGAAGUGAAUUCUUUCCAAAUGUUUACAUUGCGAAACCACAUUAACACUGGUUACAGUAGUGAUAAACUGGCACGUAAUGACUGAGAGUCAUGGUGUUAUGGUGUGUGUAUGGAGAGGAUACAAUAAACACUUCUGCUAACAGUGA